This is a messenger RNA of Alternaria ventricosa, 462 nucleotides long. RefSeq lists its product as uncharacterized. The record is from RefSeq and is a predicted model, not a curated record. The transcript is spliced from 2 exons. NCBI's taxonomy places the organism in Eukaryota, Fungi, Ascomycota, Dothideomycetes, Pleosporales, Pleosporaceae. The coding region runs from base 1 to 462 and encodes 153 amino acids.
AUGCCGCGACCUGAAUUACCGAGAGGUGAACCUCUCGAUCAGAAGCAGUGUAUGCUGUUCGGCAAGCUCUCGCCUGAAGUGCGAUUGCUCAUCUACGAAGAGGUUCUGGCCGACCCGCAGCGUCUGCUGCACUUUUUGCACGUUACCCCUGGGAAGGGCCGGCCCCAUAAGCUCGGACACUGGCGCUGCGAAGAUAUGGACACCACACUCGGUGAGCUCCGCCUACUCAGGAUCGAGAUGACCAUAUGGGCCCUGUUUGCGUUCCAUGAUAUCAACGCGGGUACGCCCGAACCUGAGUCACUCAUCUCCAUCUUCGAAGCCCUGAAGCAGGUGCAUGCAGAAGUCUACGAAGUCGAACUCAACGUCGAUUUGCCUGAGCAGGUACUGGAUGCGCUUGGAAACAUACCAUUCAGAAUUUUGCGGCUCAAAAAGCAGUACGACAGGAAGACCUUUUCUCUAUAA